AUGAGCUCUGAAGUAACGUUGGUGCCCACUGUAUCAACAACGUCCUCAGACGCCAUCAUUAAGGAAUUGUUCCAACAGUAUAUAUCAUUACAUCCAAACAAUAAGACUAAUCCGACCCAAAAUAAGCAAACAGAUUACAUUGGGUUUUCACUUCGAUCGUUACCGAUUAUAGGUAACUUUUUCCCUGAAAUGGACGAUAAGAAGAAGACCAUAAAUGAACUAUUAGAGAUACAAAAAGUAACAACGUCCUAUCGAGAAUGGUACGACACAUCAUUGAAACUAGAUGAGUUGUUGGGUAACAAUGCGUGGAAAUCAGAUCCAAAGAGUGAUAUAUACGAUUAUGAUUUGAUCUACAGGAACCUCAACGAGAUGAGACGAGCCAGAUUGAAUCACGAUUACAAACUACUUUUGUACUACAUUAGAACAAAAUGGAUAAGGAAUAUAGGUAAUAUGGGGGAUGCGAAUUUGUACCGGCACGCUUAUGUGGGAACAAAGAAGUUAAUCGAAGAGUAUGUCAGAGAAUGUCAACUAUCAUUGGAGUAUUUGGUCACCAACGACGAGGUGAAUUUGAACGAUAGGUAUUUAUUGGGGAUGUUAAUCCAAACUAGAAAGAAUAUUGGACGUACCGCGUUGGUGCUUUCAGGAGGCAGUACAUUUGGAAUUUUCCAUAUUGGUGUGUUGACAACUUUAUUUGAAGCAAAUUUGCUACCAAGAAUUAUAAGUGGUUCAUCUGCUGGCUCAAUUGUAGCAAGUAUUUUGUGCUGCCAUAAUAAUGAGGAGACCUUUGAAUUGUUGAGUACUAUCACAACCAAAAAAUUUAAUAUCUUUGAUGUGGUUGACUGCGACACCUCGCAAAUCCAGGGCUCCUUUAAGAAAGUUUUGUACUAUUUGGGACACUGGAUCAAAUAUGGAACCAUAUUUGAUAUUGAAGGAUUGCAAGAUACCAUGAUUGGGUUUUUAGGCGACUUGACUUUCAGGGAAGCUUACAAUAGAACGGGGAAAAUCUUAAACAUUACUGUAUCACCGGCGUCUGUACACGAGCAAACACGGUUAUUGAAUUAUUUAACUGCACCAAACUGCCUUAUUUGGUCAGCAGUAUGUGCCAGUUGUUCAGUUCCAGGAAUUUUUCCUUCCUGCUCAGUUUAUGAGAAAAACCCCAAAACAAACGAAAUUCACGAAUGGAAUAAUGAUGAGUCUAUGAAAUACGUCGAUGGAUCAGUGGAUAAUGAUUUACCAAUUACGAGGUUGCUGGAAAUGUUUAAUGUUGAUCACAUUAUUGCUGUUCAAGUUAACCCGCAUGUUGUUCCCAUAUUGAGAGUAUCAGUAAGCAACAUAGGUGGUCAAGUUGAGAACGAUUUGAUAUACAAGAUGAAGCACCUUUUGAACAAUGUUUACGAUUUUGUUUCCUGCGAGGCAAUCCACUAUUUGCAAUUGCUCAAUGAAUUGGAUGUUUACAAAAACUUGUCUAACAAGAUGAUAUCGAUUUUGUCGCAAAACUAUUCUGGGGAUAUCACUAUUAUUCCUGAAUACAAGAUGAGCGACUUUGUUAACUUGUUUGAGAAUCCAGAUACAGAAUUUAUGCUCGAUUUCAUAUGCCGUGGUGCCAAAGUAUCGUGGCCCAAAGUGUCAAUAAUUCAUAACCACUGUAGUGUUGAAUUUGCGUUGGACAAGGCAAUAACAAUUUUGAGAGGAAGAAUUAUAACGUCGGCAAACUAUAGAAUCACAUCCAACAGCAGUGGUGUCAGACGCAGCCAGCUGUACUACAAACCCAAACAACAAAUAAUGAAUUUGGUCACUUCUCCAGUCAUGAAUGACAAUGCUCAAUUCAACACGGCACCAGCAACUCCGCUUAAACAAAAGCAAAGGCCGCUUGGCGUUCAAAGACAUCAUUCAACCUCCAAUGCAACCUCCAAUAAACACCAGCCAAGAUCAAAGAGAAAUUCUAUGAGUGCCACAGAUGGAAGUCAAGUAGACGUUGCUGCUUCGUAUGCUGCUGUUAAUUCUGGUGCUGGCGGAGCAACCACUCCUUAUAAAAAGUUGUCGAAAGGGAUUUCAACCACAGCGUUAAUGCAGUUGACUCAGGGAUACGCUUCUGGGGAUUCUACUUUAGUAAACGAUGACUCGGAGAAUUCAAAUGGACCAGCGACUACGUUCCGACGAGGGAUUAGAAAAGCUAGAAGUUCAGGGAAUAUCAGAAAUAAUAUGGAUUAUAGCAAUACCGAUCGUCCUGUAUCAAGACUGACUAUCGAUAGAAUUCCUUAUAAGAACAAUCCAUACUUGCAGCAACGAUCAAAAGAAUCUUUGGAGUCAUUCAAUAAAGCUGAGGAAGGGCUGAGUCAAAGGGAAAAGCCAAAUUUACCAAGUGUAUCAAGUUCCAAUUCACAUCGGAACUCGUAUAUUGGGUUGAACAGGUUGAAAGAUAAUAAUUUAUCAAGGCAGAAUAACAAUCUGUUUUUCAACUUGAAGCAGUUAGGCAAAGGACCCAACAACCAAGAAUUGAUCAAAAAAUUAGAGCAAGAGAGGAAGGGGAUAUUGAAGAAUGGCAAUCGAGAGAGUUUGGCAAACUUGGAAUUGUUUGCUAAUAGCGACGAUGAUGAUUUGUGUAAACUUGAAUUGUCUCAUGAAGGUAGUUUAGGUGAUGAUGAACAUAGUAAUGAAAAAGAGUAUACUCCUGGCGAUGACGAUGACUCUGACGAGGAAGGGGACGAUAGCCAGUUUCAUAGUGAUGAAGAAGAAGAAGAAGAAGAAGAUGAUGAUGAUGAUGAAGAAGAAGAAGAAGGUAUUGCUUACAAUGAUGACAAUGAGAAAGCUAAUGGAAGCAGUUCGAAAGUGGCUUUUGAAUCUGUGGAGAUGACAAACCGUUCAGAGAGUGUUGUUGAUGAUAUCAAUCCCUAUUUUGGUAGUUAG
Molecule: messenger RNA, 2907 nt
Organism: Candida dubliniensis CD36
Lineage: Eukaryota; Fungi; Ascomycota; Pichiomycetes; Serinales; Debaryomycetaceae
Exons: 1
Coding region: 1-2907 (968 amino acids)
Biological process (GO): lipid metabolic process
Molecular function (GO): triacylglycerol lipase activity
Source: RefSeq, a predicted model, not a curated record